This is a messenger RNA of Danio rerio (zebrafish), 1778 nucleotides long. It is a transcript of the gene pcolce2b, whose product is annotated as procollagen C-endopeptidase enhancer 2b. The record is from RefSeq and is marked provisional. Gene Ontology annotation, cellular component: extracellular region; non-collagenous component of basement membrane. Lineage: Eukaryota; Metazoa; Chordata; Actinopteri; Cypriniformes; Danionidae.
AUUGAUGCGGCGGGACGCGGACGCGCACACACCGGCUGACUGAUCGGCUCCUCCGCGGUCACUUCAGCUAACGAUGUGGAAGAUCUGCGGUGUCCUGCUCGUUUUGCUCCGACUGCACGUGCAAGCUCAGUCCCAGAGCAGACAGAGCUUCACGUGUGGUGGGAAUAUCACAGGAGAGUCGGGUGUUAUCGGCAGUCAAGGUUAUCCUGGCGUCUAUCCGCCCAAUACGAAAUGUGUGUGGAGAAUUACUGUCCCAGAAGGCAAAGUGGCCGUCCUCACAUUUCGUUUCCUGGAUUUAGAGAGUGACAACCUGUGUCGGUACGAUUACGUGGAUGUUUACAGUGGGCACGGCAAUGGACAGCGUCUCGGCCGCUUCUGUGGGACGUUCAGACCGGGAGCCCUCGUUUCCACAAGCAACAAAAUGCUCAUGCAGAUGGUGUCCGAUGCCAAUACAGCUGGCAGCGGCUUUCUGGCUGUGUACUCUGCUGCCAACCCAAACGAACGAGGAGAUCAGUACUGUGGUGGGAGAUUAAUGAAGCCAUCAGGAUUCUUCAAGACCCCUAACUGGCCGGAGAGAGACUAUCCUGCUGGAGUCACAUGCUCUUGGCACAUAGUAGCACCAAAGAACCAGAUUAUAGAGGUGAAAUUUGAGAAGUUUGAUGUGGAGAGGGACAACUACUGCCGUUAUGAUUACGUAGCCAUUUUUAACGGUGGAGAAAUAAACGACGCUAAAAGAAUUGGGAAAUAUUGUGGAGACACGCCACCAGCACCCGUAUUCUCCGAGGGGAAUCAACUCUUCAUUCAGUUCCUCUCAGAUCUCAGUUUAACAGCGGAUGGAUUUAUUGGUCAUUAUAAAUUUAGACCCAAAAAGUUUCCCUCCACAACCGUUCCACCAACCACGACAGCUCCACCCACUACCACCAGACCCACACCUUUGAAGUAUUCUGCAGCGCUGUGUCAACAGAAAUGCAAACGGAAGGGAACCCCUGAGAGCCACUACUGUUCCAGCAACUUUGUGAUUACUGGAACUGUUAUCACUGCUACAACCCGAGGAGGUAGCAUGUAUGCCACUAUCUCCAUAAUCAAUGUCUACAAAGAAGGUAACCUUGCUAUCCAGCAGGCAGGCAAAACCAUGAGCACAAAGAUUGUCAUCCUUUGCAAGAAGUGUCCGUAUGUCAGACGAGGUUUGAACUACAUCUUCAUGGGCCAGGCGGAUGAGGAGGGUCGAGGAAUGAUCGCACCCCAUCAUUUCAUCAUGGCUUUCAAGGCCAAAAACCAGAGGACCUUCAACUUGCUGAAGACCAAACGCUGCUGAGCUCAUAGGGACAAUCUUUGGUCUCAAAGUCCACACAUGGUUGUGUGAGGUCUUCAUAUUUGCCCUGCAUGUCCCAACAUCCUUCAUCGCCCUUUCCAGAGGAGGUCGAGGACUGUAUGGCUUAACGGUUGGGCUCUUUUUGUUCCUACUUCUCUUCUUACUGUUGGGUUGAACAUCAACAUAGCAGCAAGAGCGGAAGUGUUCAUGACAGGUGAAGAAAAAUAGAAUGUAAACAUUAAGAUUAUGAUCGCAGGUAUUUGUAAGAUAUUUGAUCCCAUAGCAAAGAUAGACAAGCCGAAUGCAAUAAACUGGUAGCACGCCUUUGCUGUCUUUUGAAAUGAUGUUGGAUGAGUUACUCCUUGUCUAUAAAAUAUUUUGAUAGAAAGGGAUUCCUAGUUGUGAAUGUUAAAUUAUAAAUUAUUUGUUAAUGAGAUGAAAAAUAAAUUUCAUCGUUUAAAGUCUU